AGUCUGACUUCACGCCCCAGGGGCGUUUAGUUAUGAAAAGGGAUGGAACGAGAACUAGAGAAAGAUGCCCUCACAACUGUUGAGACGAAAAAUCCAAGGAUUGUUAACGUAUUUACACUUAAACAACAUUGCCGUUCAGUGGUUGGGAUUCUUCUUGCGUUACUAUCUGCUUUAUCACUGGUUAUGGUGAACGUAUUUGCAAAACUCUGCCUUUUUCUCCCUCCUUUUGAAAUUGGAAUUAUAAGAUAUGUGAUUCAACUUGUAUUGACAAUACCACCUGUUAUUCACGCAAAUCAUUCUCUUGUUGUUUGUCCGCCAAAACACAUUGUACUUCUUGCUUUGAGGCCAUUAUUGGGAGCAAGCGGAAUGUUUACACGAGUAUACGCUGUUCAAAACAUGCCUUUGGGGGAUGCUACCGUGUUAAUCUUCACGUCCCCAGUGUUUACAGCCAUAUUCGGAAGGAUAUUCUUGAAGGAGCGUUUACAUUGGAUCUAUUCGAUUCUUCUUGUAUUAUGCUUGGCUGGAGUAACUCUGAUUGCACGACCAACAUUCAUCUUUGGACAUCCAGACAGUGCUCCUGAGUAUGAUAACGUGUUGAUACCCUCUCUUGUUGCUUUACUGUGUGCUGUAUUGACAGCUCUUGAUAUUGUAGGUGCUAGAGUACUUCUAGAAACGUUCAAAAUUCCAUCUAGUUUAGUACUAUUGUACUUUGGUUUGGUUGGACUUGUUUAUUCAAUUCUUGGCUCCUACUUUGACAGAGGAUUCCAGUUUCCAUUUUGUCAAAGUACAGAUUAUUUGUUUGCUUUAUGUGUGGGGAUCUUUGCAUCUCUCUCUCAAUUAUUCCUGAAUAUGGCGCUUAAAUGUGAAAAAGCCUUCGUUGUUGCACUCGCGAGGAGUUCGGGCAUAGUGUUUGGGUUCGUCUUUCAAAUAAUUAUUUAUUCCCUUGUUCCUAGUUCUUUAAGCUUUGGUGGUGCAUCAUUGAUAAUAUCAUGCAAUCUUUUCAUUUUUAUUUUGAAGUGGUAUCAUCAAAACAUAAAUCAAUUGUAAAUCAUUAAAUGAUGACAAAAAAGAUCGCUCAGCACUGAAAAGAGGUUGAACAUUCGGAACGACGAGUAUUAGAGCGGAUUUGGUAUGAGGAAAAAAACACGGUAUUUUCGUGCUGUGACCCGCGUACCGUGCAGUAGCGGUAUUUUCAUUUGGAAUCCUAGAAGGCGAGUUUCCGUGCCGUGACAUGUCCGUGUUGUGAUCCGUGCCGUUGCACAGUCAUACGAAAUCUGCUCUAUUCCAUAUUCUGCUGCUCUCAAUGAGAAAUUAAUGUUAUUUCCACUUAAUGAUUUUCAAGUAGUCCUUACUCUUCCUUCUAGCAAAUCGAGAAUUCCAAAUACUUCUCUAAAAUAAAAUACUUUAUUCCGUACUCCGGAUUCCGCUUCAACCCCCGAAGAAGGCCAAUCAUUUUCAUACCUGUCUAUCAGUGUUAAUUCAAGCUGGAGUGCGGCUGACCUGGGGCUACAAUUUAGUAUAAAGGAUUAAUGUCUACUAGAAUUUUCCACUGCUUUUUAGUCGGACUAGCCGAAGGCGGUCCGACUUUAAAUUUACCU
Messenger RNA from Exaiptasia diaphana, 1598 nucleotides. RefSeq names its product solute carrier family 35 member G1-like. Bases 43 to 1047 code for a protein of 334 amino acids. Gene Ontology annotation, cellular component: membrane. NCBI's taxonomy places the organism in Eukaryota, Metazoa, Cnidaria, Anthozoa, Actiniaria, Aiptasiidae. The record is from RefSeq and is a predicted model, not a curated record. The transcript has a single exon.